Molecule: messenger RNA, 1362 nt
Organism: Candida albicans SC5314
Lineage: Eukaryota; Fungi; Ascomycota; Pichiomycetes; Serinales; Debaryomycetaceae
Product: putative nitronate monooxygenase
Exons: 1
Coding region: 1-1362 (453 amino acids)
Molecular function (GO): nitronate monooxygenase activity
Source: RefSeq, a predicted model, not a curated record
AUGUCUAUGUCCACUCGAUUGAAACUUGUAUCAAAAUUAGGAAUUGAUUACCCCAUUUUUUUAUCACCAAUGGCUGGAGUAUCAACUAUUGAUAUGUCAAUAGGUGUUAGUAAUAAUGGUGGAUUAGGUUCGAUUCCAUUAGCAUCAAUUGAUUUCCGGAAACAAGAUUCUAUUGAAAAAUUAGAGAAUUUGAUCAUUGAAUAUAAAAAGAAAUUGAUCAACUCAACAACAACAAAAACAAAAACAAAAACUAAGGAUAAUGAUCAGUUGGUGGUUAAUUUGAAUUUUUUUUGUCAUGAAAUUGAAAAUGAACCAAAUCAACAACAAAUUAAUAAUUGGAAACAAUUAUAUAAACAAAGUGUGUUUGAUAAUAAUACUGAAGACGAUGAUGCAUUUAAGUUGUUAGACGAGAUUCAAUUCAUUAAUGGGAAUGUUUCAUUUAAAGAAAUUGAAAAUAAUGAAAAUCACAUUGAUCAAUAUAAUAAAUUAAUGGAAUAUUUAGAACAAUUAAAACCAAGUAUUAUUAGUUUCCAUUUUGGUAUGCCUUCCCCUAAAACCAUAAAGCGACUUCAAAAUCAAGGAAUUAUGAUAUUUAUAACUAGUACAUCCUUAGAAGAAACAAUCUACUUAACAAAUAAUAAUAAUAAUAAUAAUAAUAAUAAUAAUAAUAAUAAUAAUAAUAAUAACAAUAACGACGACGACGACGCCAAAAUUGAUGGGAUAAUUUUACAAGGUUAUGAAGCUGGUGGACAUCGAGGUAAUUUUUUAAUAAGUGAUGAUAAAUUUGAUGAAAAAUUAUCUACUCAUUCAUUAUUUAUUCAACUGAAACAAUAUCUAGAUGAAAAUGUUACUACUGGCUAUAAACCAUAUCUUGUACCUGCUGGAGGAAUAAUUGAUAUAGAUACUAUAAAUUAUUAUUUAUCAUUAGGUGCUGAUGCCGUUCAAAUGGGUACAGCAUUUUUAGCUACACCAGAAUGUAUCAAUCAUAAAUUUUUCAACACCAAUAAUAUGAGUGGUCAACGAAAACCUACAAUUAUGAUUGAUUUGGUUUCGGGGAAAUUUGCUCGAACCGUAACAACAGAUUUCAUAACCAAUUUAAUCAAAAAUAGUAAUAAUAAUAACAACUACUAUACCAAAAAUGAAUUACCUUCUUAUGGAUAUGCAUAUCAUGGAUAUAAAUCAUUAAAAUCAAUUAUUAAAAAUCAUACAAAAAAUAUUAAAGAUAUUAAAGAUAUUAAAGAUAUUAAAGAUAUUGGAUUUUAUUUGGCAGGACAAAAUUAUUAUCAAAUUGAAAAAAAUAAACUGACUCAAGAAAUUAUGAAAAUAUUAACCAAUGGUAUAGAUAGAGAUGUUUUAAAGUAA